AUGCAAUCUCCUGAAUAUUCACGUACUCGCACUCGCUUUUUGGCUGCUCUUGGUCGACUCUCGACGAGGUCGAAAUCGCUCACGGGAGAAGAAGGUAGUGCGGAUGACAGCCCGGUAUUUGUCGCACCGAUAGUCAAAAGCCAGCCGCCUUAUAAUCAUAGCUCACCCACCACGUCAAUUAAUGAAACUCAGAGCUCUAGCUCUCAGAGUUCAUCUCUCAAUAUCCGCGAAAAAAACUUUUUCUCGGAGCCCACGAUACUUCAACAAAUUUCUACUACGCAAAGACGGGCUCAUCCACGAUCAGUAUCUUUAUCCAGGAUCAAAAGACCUGCUCGGUUGCGAUCUGAUACGCACACCCAUCAGCAUUACGUUCGAAGAGCUCAUCACAUCGAGGAUGACCAAGGUCCCCAAAUGAAUUUCAUUAACCCCUUUCUUGCCGGACCCCACCUCGAUUUCCCGAUGAUGUAUGGAAACGGCGUUUCACCGACGAACGAUACACCACAAAUAAUGCCCGAGGCUUCGCCGCAUUCGGAGGGACGAAGAAGAGCAAUGAGUGCCGCUCUACGACUACCCAAGAUGAUGCUUCCCAAGACAAGAGCAGCGCAAGCAUCGUCUCUUUCGAGCGGGUCUUGUGAUCAUAGAACGCUCUCAUCCACGAAAUCAUCCCCAACCAUAGAUAACCAUGGCAGUGUUUCAUUCCCCAAGUAUACCACAAAAGUUUCUCGCACGGGCGGUCAAGGCAUGCAAUCUCCUGCAUUAGGCCGUGGACUCGAAUCGAAAGUCUUUCCCUUUCCAAGUCACGCAGAGCGAUUUGAUCAUAUUCGACAACUUCUCAGCGAUGAAGAAAGUCUGUUUUAUGCGCAAGACCUGAUUUCAGACUCCUCUCAGAGAGAGACAAACCCUUGGAGCACCACGUCAACAAAGGCCUUGGAAUUUUCCGCUAAUUCGGGCGUAGGUCUUGACGCCAAAGAAUCUGAUAUCUACUCCGAAGUCACGACAUCGGAUACGGAAGCUUGCACCUUUCAUGCCUACAGUGACAAUACUCCAAUAUCAUGCAUAUCAACAGGAAGACAUCUCCCCCUCAAUCGUGGUCCUGGCAUCAGACUAUGGGCAACCCUCGCUAGUCAUGCUGAGCUAUGUGACUAUUAUCAGACAAUUUCAGAUGAUGAUGGUAGUGUUCUUGAUGCCGAGGGCUACACACCGAGUAUAUCCGCCGAUGAACAAUUAAGCCCAGUUUUUCGUUCGGCUAACACUUCUCCGGAAGCAAUAAUUUAA
This is a messenger RNA of Melampsora larici-populina 98AG31, 1275 nucleotides long. RefSeq lists its product as uncharacterized. Bases 1 to 1275 code for a protein of 424 amino acids. The transcript is spliced from 5 exons. The record is from RefSeq and is a predicted model, not a curated record. Lineage: Eukaryota; Fungi; Basidiomycota; Pucciniomycetes; Pucciniales; Melampsoraceae.